AUUCAAUCCAUGAUCUCACCACAAUAACUCACCAACCCCCGGCCAUGGCCUCUUUCACAAUAAACGCCGCCACACGGCUCUCCAGCCGCCGCACCCUCCCCACCUUCCAAUCCCACAUCUCCCCACGGCAAUGCCUCCAACAUCAACACCGACGACUCCAACCCCAACAACCACACACUACCACCCGACAAUACGGCACCUCCGACUCCCUCCCCAAGAUCGCCCAGCCCUCCCUCUGGAACUCCCUCGUCCCCAAAUUCAUCCGCAACCGCAAGUCCCGCUCUGACUCGUCAUCGCCCAAAUCCAAAGAAUGGAAUCCCGCCAGCUUCUACAUCAUCAUGUUCACCCUGAUCGGAUCGCAGGCUAUCCGGAUGAUUGCGCUCAAGAACGACUACGCGGCGUUUACGCGGUCAACAGACGCGAAGAUCACUCUGCUCCGCGAGGUCAUUGAGCGCGUUAAGAAUGGGGAGAAGGUGGAUGUGGAGAAGUUGUUGGGGACGGGGAAUGAGGCGAAGGAGAGGGAGUGGGAUGAAGUCCUCCAAGAAAUUGAAGCCGAGGAAUCCCUAUGGCACCAGAAAAACGCCGCCGCCGCGAAAGAGCCCGCCCCCGCAGCCGAACCGCCCAAGACGAGCGACGAGCCAUCGACAGAGAAUGCUUCGAAGCGAAAGGCGCAUUUUUUCUAAGCCAUUGAUUUCCUGUCACCUACUAUCGCUAUAUCUACGACCUCUAUAUACCUGAUGACUGUCGAGCAAUAUAACGUGCCAGAGCACACAGAGGGAAUGAGGCGUGGCUGUUGCUAGCCGAGACAGAUAGACGCAGUCGCCUCGCCGAGAUAGGCGUUUCUAGCUUUGAUCCGGGCGUGGGGGCUUGUCGAGCUGGACGCCUUGCUUAGCUUGUACGCUGUUACGAGCAGGGCUGAGACUCCACCCGCGAGCUACAUGGAUAGACCCAAAGGCAACAGAGGAAAGGGGAAAGGAAGAAAGGGAAUGGAAUGAAAAAGAAUACAUGUACAUUAAAGCCGACUUACUCUGUACAAAACAAC
This is a messenger RNA of Aspergillus campestris IBT 28561, 1042 nucleotides long. Its product is annotated as DUF5321 domain-containing protein. Bases 45 to 683 code for a protein of 212 amino acids. The record is from RefSeq and is a predicted model, not a curated record. NCBI's taxonomy places the organism in Eukaryota, Fungi, Ascomycota, Eurotiomycetes, Eurotiales, Aspergillaceae. The transcript is spliced from 2 exons.